AGGUGUCUACGAAGCAAAGAAGGAAAUAUGUUUAGCGGGAAGGAUCCAAGGAGGUUGCUAAAGGUCUGUAUGUUUGAUGUGUUUACAGCUGCACGGAGUCAGAUGGGCCCCCUGGUUGGCAGAUCGCUGUCAAACAUAUCAGACGGAAGGAAGGAAGGAAGGGAGGGAGGGAGAGAGAGAGAGAGAGAGAGAGGGAGAGAGCGGGCGAGCGGGCUGGCGGGCUGAUGUGAGUGUUCGCAAAGUCUAAGCUGUGAGCGCUCUGUGCACAACGAGGCAGUUACCAGACUUCGGAAAAUAUUGGAGCAGAUACUUGAAGAGAGUGGGGAGAGGGAAUGACAGACUCGAGCCCCGUACCGUCGCUUUUGAACCUUGCCAUCGAUAGAGCAGCCGCGAAUAUUGAAAAGUUUCCAACUUUUACCUUUGUCCCUGAUCACAUCGUGGCAAUUCUCUUCGAGAAAACUCUGGAAUCCAGCAAAUUGAAUGAUGCGAUACUGAAGAAGUUUCUUGAAACUGACAACAACUGGGUGCGGAAGAGAGUCAAAGACCUUGGAAUUCGUCCCGCCAACCGACCAGUAUUGCCUACAGCAUGUUCAGCAAAAUCACCAAAACUUGUGUGAUAACUCAUUCCAGGCUUGAGGAGGACGGACGUUAGCCAUUAUUUAGACGAAAGAAGAUGAAGGGGAAAAACGUUUUAAAAGUAGCUCGAGGUCAUGUAAGUCUCUGGGAGCAACAACUGAGAGCGUUGUCAACUGCAGCUUCCACUGAGAAGCUUAGUCAAGGGACUAAGUUGAGUCAGAGGUGCUCUUUCAGUGCUGCUGAUGUUACUUCUUACUGUCGUCUCACUGGUGAUUCUAAUCCAAUUCACACCAGCACAUCGGCUGCCCAAGACGCUGGAUUCAGUGGGUGUGUGGUGCCCGGCAUGCUCUGUGGGAGUUUAUUCCCAGCUAUCAUCGGCUCUCGCUUUGCGGGUGCAGUUUAUGUUUCUCAAACUUUGACAUUCAAAGCUCCUGUGGCGGUUGACGAAUAUCUCAUUGCCGAAGUGGAGGUGACAGCGAUUCAGAAUCUGAGGCGGAAUGCUAAAAUCACAUUCAGUACACGUUGUUUUACAGACGAAAACGAGCGACUGCUGGUAGAAGGGCAGGCCGUUGCCUUGUUACCAUUGAUCAAAGAUCUCGGCUGAGGUUUCUCGCUGCGGUUUGCUUUACUUUCAGGAUCUACCUUGAAGUGUGUAUACUAGUUGUGAUGUGGUGGAUAUUGUUAGUUACACCUCUGUCACUCAGCCUCUAGCCUCCAUUAGUUUCACCGUAUCACACAGUUAGUAAGCAUUUGGGAUUUGGUGAGAUUGUCACGUCUUCUUGUAAAGGGAUUUUUUUACCGAAGUUUUCUUCCGCGUAAUUUGGGCACUUUGCCUCAACCGACAUCCAGUUCCAUCUUCAUAUACAUUUGUAUCCGGCCUUUUUUCAUAUAUCUAUUGGUGUAACCUUGAUCCGGUUUAUUCGGAAAUCAAAGAAGAU
Marchantia polymorpha subsp. ruderalis is the source of this 1514-nucleotide messenger RNA. Lineage: Eukaryota; Viridiplantae; Streptophyta; Marchantiopsida; Marchantiales; Marchantiaceae. The record is from the annotation of a GenBank genome assembly.